AUGUUGAAUUUUUAUAUUGACAGAGGUGGAACAUUUACUGAUGUAUUUUAUCAAUUCAAUGGAGAAUCAAAAGUUCACAAGUUAUUAAGUCAGUCGUAUUAUAAAGAUGGAGUGUUUUAGGGAAUAAAAGAAAUAUACGAGAAAUAUUCUCGUGAUGGUUCGAAUGUUCAGGUCAAUCAAAUUGUAAUAGGUACAACAAUAAUAACGAAUGCGAUAUUGGAAAAAUAGGGUCAUGAUUGUGCACUGCUUAUAACUGAGGGAUUCAGAGAUUUGCUCCAGAUAGGUCAAUAAACCCGACCUAAAAUAUUUGAUUUGACAAUGAAGAAGCCAUCAGUGCUUUACAAGGAAGUGAUUGAGAUAAAAGAAAGAAUAACUUAUGAAGGGGAGAUUGUGCAAUCACUAGAUUUAGAAUAAGUUAGAAUGGAUUUACUAAAGUUGAAGCAAUAAAAGAUAAGUUCAAUUGCAGUUGUGCUAUUACACUCUGUCAUCAACGAUGUGCAUGAGUAGCAAAUAAAAGGCUUAGCAAAGGAAGUAGGCUUUUGUUCAAUUUCAAUCUCGAGUGAGGUGAGUAAAGUGAUUAAAGUGGUUCCUCGAGGUUAAACAACAGUUUUAAAUUCUUACGUGAAUCCUUUGAUAUAGUUGUACAUCUAAGAAUUAGAAUAAGAGAUCAGAUCGUUGUUAACAAAUCAGAAUCCCUAGAUAUUAUUCAUGUAGUCUGAUGGAGGAUUGACAGAAGCAUAGGAAUUCAUAGGUAGUAAGGCUGUAUUGAGUGGUCCAGCUGGCGGAGUGGUGGCAUUGAUGCAAUCAACUAAGAUUUUUAAACAGUUGAAUAAGAAGGGAGUGGUUGGAUUGGAUAUGGGAGGAACAUCAACAGAUGUUUGUGUGUAUUAUGAUAGGUAAAAUAUCAAGGAGGAAAGCAUUGUUGAUGGAAUCAUAGUAAACACUCCAUGCUUUGACAUUAAGACAGUGGCAGCUGGAGGGGGAAGCUUGUUAAAGUUUGAGAAUGGAAUGUUUAAAGUGGGUCCGACAAGCAGUGGUUCAUAUCCUGGUCCAAUUUGUUAUGACAGGAAUGGACUGUUAAGUUUGACUGAUGCGAAUUUAUAUUUAGGGAAUAUUGAUGUGGAUCAUCUACCCAAAAUAUUCGGAUUUGACAAUAACUCAGGAUUGAAUUAUGAGAAAGUUAAGGAGUAAUUUGAGGCAAUGAGUUAAGAAUUGAGAAUGAGUCCAAUUGAAAUCGCUGAGAGUUUUAUUAAAGUAGCUGAUGAACAGAUGUGCAGACCUAUAAGAUAGAUAACAAAUGGAAGAGGACAAUUAAGUUAAGAUCAUUUAUUGGUGAUUUAUGGAGGAGCAGGAGGAUAGCAUUGUUGUUCAAUCGCAGAAUCUCUAAUGAUUGAUUCAAUCUUCAUUCACAAAUAUGCUAGUAUAUUCUCAGCUUAUGGAUUGAGUUUAGCCAGAUAGUAAAAGUAUUAAAAAAUCCCACUUAUCGAUAAGUUAACCAAUUUCGAUUCCAUCACUAAGGUGAUCAACACAUUUCAAUCUUAGUAAUAAUAGGACAUUGAAUAACUAAUAGAGUUACAUCUCAAAUAUGAAGGAAGUGAUUUCCUGUUGAAGAUAGAAUAUAGUUCAGAUGUGAAUGUGAUCAAAUAAUAAUUUGAGAUAUAACAUCAUGAACUUUUUGGAUUUAAGUAAAACAGAGAAAUUCUAAUCGAGUAUGUAUCUGUCACUACGAAAUAUGGUCAAUAGAAAGAAGAGAAUGAUGAAUUACUUGAAAUCGUAAAGGUUACAAAUGGUAAUAAUAUGAAUAUCAAUUAAUUGCAGAAACAAAUCUAAUAUAAAGGACCCCUUUUGAUUCACACUGGCAAUACUACAAUUAAAAUUAAUAGUGGGUGGUCGGCAGAAUUAACUAAAAAUGAGAAUAUUGUGAUUCGAAAGAUCACUGAUUAAUAAACUAUCAGCCAAUCAAAAUAUACUAAUAGCAGUUUAGAAUUAAGUAUAUUUGCUAAUAAGUUUAUGUCAAUAGCUGAAGAGAUGGGACUAUAAUUAUAGAAUACUGCUGUGAGUAUCAAUAUCAAAGAGAGAUUAGAUUUCUCGUGUGCAAUAUUUGACAAAGAUGGCAAUUUAGUGGCAAAUGCUCCUCAUCUUCCUGUUCAUUUAGGAAGCAUGAGUGAUGCAGUAAAGUGCUAAAUCAACAAUUUUAAUGAAGGGGAUAUCAUAAUGAGCAAUCAUCCGGAAAUGGGUGGAUCUCAUCUUCCAGAUAUCACCAUCAUAACUCCUUAUUUCAAAGAUCACUAAAAACUGUUCUAUGUAGCUUCAAGAGGACAUCAUGCAGAUAUUGGAGGAAUAAGUCCUGGGAGUAUGCCAGCAUUUAGUAAAUACUUAAAGGAUGAAGGAAUUGCAGUGAGAUCAUUCAAAAUAGUAGAAAAUGGACUAUUCCAGGAAGAUAAACUUAUUGAAUUGUUGUAGGAGAGCAGAGAAAAACAGGAUAAUGUUUAAGAUCUAAAGGCUUAGAUUGCUGCUAAUAACAAGGGAAUAUAGUUGAUAGAGUAAUUGAUAACUUAAGAAGGAUAUGAGAAGGUGGAUCAGAAUAUGAAAAGAAUAUAAGAAAAUGGAGAAAAUUGUGUUAGGCAGAUGUUGUAUGAUAUUUCCAUAAAGAAUAAUUUAAAGGAAAUUGAUACAAUUGAGUCUGAUGAAUACAUGGAUGAUGGAUCCAAAAUUAACUUAAAGCUUACCAUUAAUAGACAAGAUAGAUCAGUCAUUUUCGAUUUUACUGGUACUUCUCAAUAAGUCUUGGGUAAUACAAAUUGUCCAGUUUCAGUUACCAAAAGUGCUAUUAUUUACUGUUUAAGAUGCUUAGUUGAUAUGGAUAUUCCAUUAAAUUAAGGCUGUUUGAAUCCUACACAAAUAAUCAUUCCUAAGAAUUCACUGCUAAGUCCUAAUCACCUAUGUGCAAUCGUUGGAGGAAAUGUCUUGACUAGUCAAAGAAUAACUGAUCUCAUUUUAAAGUGCUUUUAAGCUACUGCAGCAUCUCAAGGCUGCAUGAAUAAUUUUUCAUUUGGAGGGUUUAAUCAAAGAUCAUAUUAUGAGACCAUUGGUGGAGGUAGUGGAGCAGGAGAUGGAUUCAAUGGAGAAUCUGGAGUCCAAGUUCACAUGACUAAUACUAGAAUAACUGAUGUAGAGAUUAUCGAAAGAAAACAUCCAGUACGAAUUUUAUCAUUCACUCUUCGACCAAAUAGUCAUGGCAAAGGAAAAUAUUGUGGUGGUGAUGGAAUUGUCAGAUCAUUCUUGUUCUUAACUAAGUUGAAUGUCUCUUUAUUAACAGAGAGAAGGGUCUUUCCACCUUUUGGUUUAAAGGGAGGACAAAAUGGACAGAAAGGAAUCAAUCUGUACAAAACUCAAGGAUAAUCAUUUCUACUUAGUGGAAAGGUUAAUUUAGAUGUUCUACCAGAUGAUGAGAUUUGGAUAUAUACUCCUGGGGGAGGAGGAUAUGGGUUUAUAUGA
This is a messenger RNA of Paramecium tetraurelia, 3498 nucleotides long. RefSeq lists its product as uncharacterized. The record is from RefSeq and is a predicted model, not a curated record. Gene Ontology annotation, molecular function: 5-oxoprolinase (ATP-hydrolyzing) activity. The transcript has a single exon. Gene Ontology annotation, cellular component: cytosol. Lineage: Eukaryota; Ciliophora; Oligohymenophorea; Peniculida; Parameciidae. Gene Ontology annotation, biological process: glutathione metabolic process.